Botrytis byssoidea is the source of this 1524-nucleotide messenger RNA. RefSeq lists its product as uncharacterized. Gene Ontology annotation, biological process: regulation of DNA-templated transcription. Gene Ontology annotation, cellular component: nucleus. Gene Ontology annotation, molecular function: zinc ion binding; DNA-binding transcription factor activity, RNA polymerase II-specific; RNA polymerase II transcription regulatory region sequence-specific DNA binding. The coding region runs from base 1 to 1524 and encodes 507 amino acids. The record is from RefSeq and is a predicted model, not a curated record. NCBI's taxonomy places the organism in Eukaryota, Fungi, Ascomycota, Leotiomycetes, Helotiales, Sclerotiniaceae. The transcript has 6 exons.
AUGGAACAAAAUGGAGCCAACAAUGGGCAGGAUGCGAAGCCACCGGCAUCAUCUGCAGCUGCUGGCGCAAACAAGAGCCCGAAGAAGAGGCGUAAAGUAAAUCAUGCUUGUGUAUACUGUCGGCGAUCUCACAUGACAUGCGAUUUAGUACGACCUUGCGCGAGGUGUACAAAGCGUGGAAUUGGACAUCUCUGUCAUGAUGAGCCCCGCGAACCGGAGUCGUCCACGAAGAAGGCAGCGGCGAAAAGUCAGCAGCAUCACCAUAACAACAACGCUACAGCAGGAACAGCGGAGGAGCUGGGAGGGACACCGCCAGGUCUUAAGCUCGAGAAUUCUCUUGACAAUAGUCUAAAUAACUCGUUCGUCACGGCAGAACAACAACAAGGUCAAGAUCAAGUUCAGGAAAACAAAUUGAGUCUUGGAGCACCAGCAAUAUCCCGCGGUGUCCCUCUUCAGUUGGUCCAGCCUACGCCGGUUUCUGGGAUACAAGCGAAUGCUCUCGAUAGUAGCAGCAACAAUCAAUUUCUUGGGUAUCCGAAUGACUGGCUUGGGUCGCAAAACCAAUUUCAAGAUAUGCAUAACUACCAUCCAUCGUACAUGUUCAACGCACCGGAAGUCACCAACGAGUACAAUCUUCUAAACGAUUUCCUCAAUAAUAGUCUUCUAGACGACGGAGCUCUAGGUACAGAAGACACAUCAAAUUUUUAUCCUGAUCAAGCUGGUUCAAUGUUGUCAGGAGGCAAUUCUAACACGCUCACAUCAGGAGCGCAACAAGCUUCAAGUAGCGGUCCAUCAACAGGACUGAAUCCACCAGGAAAUUCGAUUACUAGACCAGCGAGCGUCAUACCAAUUGAUAAAGCCCGCGAGUACUACCUUCAAGCGGCUGAUCCCACUGGUAAUGAUGUCCCCGAGGUUAGAAUGCAACUAUUGUUAAGGGCAAAGUACGACGCCGGAAUGCUGAAGCCUUUCAAUUAUGUUAAGGGGUAUGCGAGACUUUCGGCUUAUAUGGAUGGACAUAUGCAACCAGCUUCAAAGCAAAAAAUACUCCGGCAAUUGGAUCGUUUUCGACCGAAAUUCAGGGAAAAGGUGCAAGCAUUGACAGAUAUUGAACUCAUCUACGUGGAAAUGUGGUUUGAAAGGAGUUUGAUGGAAUAUGAUCGAGUUUUUGCAAGUAUGGCCAUUCCAGCUUGUUGUUGGAGGAGAACGGGAGAGAUUUUCAGGGGAAAUAAGGAAAUGGCCGAGUUAAUACAUGUUCCUAUUGAGAAAUUACGGGAUGGAAAAAUAGCGCUCCACGAAAUCCUGACGGAGGAAUCGCUAGUCAAUUAUUGGGAGAAAUUCGGAGCUAUAGCUUUUGAUUUGAAUCAGAAAGCACUUUUGACGAGUUGUUCGUUAAAGAAUCCGGACGAUAAGAGUAAAGACCCAACGAUUAAAUGUUGCUUUUCGUUUAAUGUGAGAAGGGAUGAUCAUAAGAUCCCAUCUCUAAUUGUUGGAAACUUCUUACCUCAAGAUCCUAUCAAGCGGUGA